Messenger RNA from Cynara cardunculus var. scolymus (artichoke), 910 nucleotides. Its product is annotated as ESCRT-related protein CHMP1B-like. Gene Ontology annotation, cellular component: multivesicular body; ESCRT III complex. The transcript has a single exon. The coding region runs from base 120 to 731 and encodes 203 amino acids. Gene Ontology annotation, biological process: late endosome to vacuole transport; protein transport; endosome transport via multivesicular body sorting pathway. NCBI's taxonomy places the organism in Eukaryota, Viridiplantae, Streptophyta, Magnoliopsida, Asterales, Asteraceae. The record is from RefSeq and is a predicted model, not a curated record.
CACCGGGACAUACGCCAAAAUCGCCAAGAAUUGAAGAGACCAAACCCUAGAUCACAAAAGGGGGCAAAUUUUAGCAGUUUCUCCGAUCUCUCGAAAUCGAAACCCUAGAACCUAGAAGAAUGGGGCAAGCGGAGAAAUUGAUGAACCAGAUCAUGGAACUGAAGUUCACCGCGAAGAGCCUCCAACGACAGGCAAGAAAGUGCGAGAAAGACGAGAAAUCCGAGAAACUCAAAGUCAAGAAGGCAAUCGAGAAAGGUAACAUGGAUGGAGCAAGAAUUUACGCCGAAAACGCGAUCCGUAAGCGUAACGAACAGAUGAAUUACCUUCGUUUAGCCUCUCGCCUCGACGCCGUUGUCGCGAGGCUUGAAACACAAGCGAAGAUGAAUACGAUCAGCAAGUCUAUGGGAUCGAUAGUCAAAUCUCUUGAAUCAACCUUAGCGACGGGUAACUUGCAGAAGAUGUCGGAGACGAUGGAUCAGUUUGAGCGACAGUUUGUGAAUAUGGAGGUGCAGGCGGAGUUCAUGGAGAGUUCUAUGGCUGGAAGCACUUCUCUCUCGACUCCGGAAGGAGAGGUUAACAGCUUGAUGCAGCAAGUGGCAGAUGAUUAUGGUCUAGAGGUGUCGGUGGGUUUGCCACAACCUGCUGCGCACGCUGUGCCAACGAAGAACGCCGAGAAGGUUGAUGAAGAUGACCUUUCUAGGCGUCUAGCAGAGCUAAAAGCCCGUGGGUAACUGAAAAUCGUCAGAGGAGUUGUGAAUACUCUUUAUAUAUUUGGCAUACUAUCUGCUACCUGAAUAAGUCUGUACAUUUGCCUGAGUUUUGAUUUGGUUGUAUCUCUGACUGUUAUACUGCUUCAAUCCGAUCCAUGCACAUAUAAUUUGAUGGCACACAGCAUGAUGCUUUCGUUGUC